AUGGCACUGCAGGGGUCAUCAAUCACUGCCUGCUUUAGUCUUGAGAAAGGAAUCGAACUUGAUUGCCACUGGGUGGAAUUUGAUGAUGUUCGUUACCAUGUUCAGGCGGCGAUGAAGAAUCCCCAGCUGCUGCUACUAUCAGUAUCAUUACCGACGCCACCGCUAGAAACUGUUUUUUUUGGUGGACUUCCGCUCGGAGCCAUAGAAGCUAUAAAAGCGGCAUAUGGUGUGGUUGUACAAAUUCUUGAUCCUCCAAGAGAUGGCUUCAACCUCACGGUGAAACUAAACUUGUCAAAACUUCCCCCAGAUGAAGAAUACAAACAUGCUCUUCUGGUAAAGAUUGCAUCUGUGAGGGAAGUGGUACUGGGUGCCCCAUUGAGGGUAGUUCUGAAACAUCUUGCUUCAAGGGCUGUUGUUCCGGAUGUCAAUAAGCCUAUUGCCCUUGUGCAUCGGCCAAAGGAGUCCUUUUUCCUUGUUCCUCAAGCAGAAAAGGUGACCGUGGUGUUUCCUAUGAGAUUCAAGCAUUCCGUAGAUACUGUUCUUGCAACUUCUUUCCUACAGGUAGUGAGCCAAUUUCUCCCCUCUCUGGACAAUUUCUUUGAUUUGUGGGUAAUAGGCAUACCUGUUGACCGUCAGGAAUUUGUGGAAGCAAGGUGUACAACUGGACUUAACAAUGCCCCUCCUUGUUUAUGGUCACUUUCUUCUCCUUCGGAACUGGAGGGGGCUCCCGUGGAAGCAUCGUCUGUAAACGCUGGGUUUGUUAGUUUUGUUAUUUUCCCUCGCCAUGUAGAAGGCAAAAAGCUGGACAGAACUGUCUGGAGUUUAUUGACAUUUCAUGCAUAUGUGAGUUACCAUGUUAAGGUGAGAUUUUUCUGCAGCUAGAUUUUCUUAUUCCUAUGUUUGGGCCUUGGGACAGGGAGCAUUCAAAUCAUCAAACUGAUGCCUUUUGGAUUUGAGGCUUCCACAGGGAACAAACAUGGAGUGUUAACUUUUCCUUAUUUAAUGGUUUAAGUCUCUUUAUUAUGCAAAAAUGAUGUUAUUUAUUAGAAUUUGCAACAUCAGCUUUAAACUAUGGACUAGUGGUCUGAUUAUGCUGAAGGUAAAGUGGAAGACCACUAGACACUGAGUUGUGAAGCUUGAGAAAGGAUGUUAUUCCUUGAACUUAAUUUACAUAGAGCAGUUUGGAGUGAAAUGAGCCCUAGAGGGGUAGGUGGGGUGAAUAGGACUACUGGAAUUUCUUGCGAAUACUGAACUUCAGUUCAAGUGUUUCUGGUCACUUUUCUCCUGAUUCUCAAUCAGGGGUAUUUUGGUCAUUCUACAGCAUUUCACUCACUGUUGUGUAAGCUCAGUAUCAUUGUAAAUGUGCGGAUUAAUUACACAAAUAUCAAAGAUUAACUCUUUUAAACUCAAUUACCCUGGGGUUAAGUGACAAGGAUCAGUUUGUUCAAUUGAGGAGAAUGAUCAA
Ilex paraguariensis (yerba mate) is the source of this 1465-nucleotide messenger RNA. NCBI's taxonomy places the organism in Eukaryota, Viridiplantae, Streptophyta, Magnoliopsida, Aquifoliales, Aquifoliaceae. The record is from the annotation of a GenBank genome assembly.